CGUCUGAAAGGAUAAAGAAGAAAGAAAAGAGCAACACACACAACACCCACCCAACUUCUCUCUCUCUCUCUCUCUCUCUCUCUCUGUGUCUUGCUUUGUAGCCACGUUAGUAGUCCUCCUCUUCCAGCAACGCCAUGGCAUCACUGUUAGAGGUGGUAGUGGUGGUGGCGAUGCCAGUCCUCUUCCUGAUGGAUCUGUCUCUCUCCACCAACAACAGUGGCAGAGUUGAAGCCACAUGGUGCAUGACGAAAAGCGACGCCAGCGACCAGGCUCUGCAGACGGCACUGGACUAUGCGUGCGGCGCCAGAGCAGACUGCGCGCCGAUUCAGUCGUCAGGGCUGUGCUACCUUCCAAACACGCUUCAGUCCCACGUUUCCUAUGCUUUUAACAGCUACUACCAGCGCAGGGGCAAUGCCCCUGGCAGCUGCGACUUCUCCGACACCGCCACCGUCACCAGAACUGACCCCAGUUAUGGAUUUGUGAAGUUCAAUGCCUAUGCAGCAGCUAGAACUUUAUAUCCACCUCCAGCAAAAGCACAGUGCUGAUCUGUUCAUGCGUGUUCACUUUGCCAAGGAAAAUACAAGCAGGUUACUCCUACCACAAGUCAAAGUGUAGGACAGCGGCAACAUGGGGUGAUUGCCAGAUCAACUCUGCUAAGACCUGGGGUCCGCUGGCAUGUGAGUUGGCACGACAUGCUGUAGUUCUUAAAGUUAAUGAUUGGGUCUUCUUUCAUGGUGACCUUCUCCCUCAUCAUGUCACCUUUGGUAUAGAGAGGAUGAAUAGGGAAGUAUCUAAUUGGAUGGGAGGUCUCAAUGAGAGAGACGAUAGUCCAAAAACCUUCUUUAUAGCCACUAAGGGUUAUAAUAGUGUUGUUUGGAAUCAUUUGUACUCAAGAGACAUAUCUGAUCUAAAUGGACAUCAGAUUAAUCAGAUUCAAUCCAUUCUUGAGGGGUCAGUGCAAGUUUUAGGUGCUAAAGCAAUGUGGUGGGGAAACUACAGGAGCCAAUCGUACAUACAAUUGUAGCGUGUGGCAUAUUGAUGUCGGCAUGUCUAGUGGAGUUCUUAAUUCACAACUAGGAGUUCUAGGAAUAAGAGUCACGAAAGCACGGGUGAU
Messenger RNA from Camellia sinensis, 1114 nucleotides. Lineage: Eukaryota; Viridiplantae; Streptophyta; Magnoliopsida; Ericales; Theaceae. The record is from RefSeq and is a predicted model, not a curated record.